ACCAGAGGCCUUUUUCCUGAAACACUGACCACACACUGCAUGCUGAAGCUCCUGUGUUCUCUUCUUCUUCAGUAAUUACUUAAUGACAUGAGCUCAAAGACACUUUCUGCAGUGUUACAGAAGCGGAUCCGCCGCCUGUGUCUGAAUGACUUUCCUUGUGGACCUGUCAACUGGACAAAAAACUGUCCAGACAGAGCAGACACAGAGGACAUAGACGCCCGCCUGGAUCUGCUGAGGUGCCCUCACUCUCCGUGGAAGUCUGAUCCAUCAUGGAGCCCUCAAGCUCCGGCUCUGAGAGAGCUGGCUGUGCUCACACCUGGACACCUGAAUGAUCGCUUCAUUUACAAUUACUUUACUACACUUCGUAUUGUGGACAAAGGCGUGUCAGUCAUCGAUGAGGGCUUGUUAAAGUUCUCAAAACUGGAGGAAUUGGUGCUCACUUCCAACGAAAUCACAGAAAUCUCAGCACAAAACCUUCCCAGUACUUUGAAGAUUUUGGAGCUUCGUGCCAAUCGGUUAUCUGCUCUUGACGGUCUUACCAGCAGCCCGCCUCCUCGCCUGCACCACCUUGGCCUUGGCUCAAACAGUUUUGGUUCUCAUGGAGACGUCUUUCAACUUACAGGAAAACACUGGCCACAGCUGUUGUCUCUGGAUUUGGGUGACUGCGAGUUUCAGGACCAGCAGGCUCUGGUAAACACCUUGACCACACUCCCCUGCCUCAGGACACUGGUGCUGGAGGGAAACCCCUUCACUCUUGCAUCCUGCUAUCCGGGCUUCACUCUGGACAGUCUCCCACGGCUCUCUUACUUGGACACUUUACAGAUCUCCCCCGAUGAAAGACACCGAUUUAGGGGCUUAGCCAAGAUGAGUGAUCUGACAGUGGACCGGGCAUCAGCCACAGUGAGCAUAGGAAGGAUGAGGGGAAUCCCAGACCCGUUGAGUGCAGAUAACGGCACUAACUCUGACUUCCCUGUUGUCACCUACGGAUAUUUCAUCACGUAUGACUUCUGCGGUCACGAAAUACCUGCUGACCCGAAGCUCGACAGCGAGUCUAAAUUGGACGCAUCUACCACCGCACAUGUGACAGAAGAUGGCUUCAGUGAUGCUGACUUACAAUCAAACAGAAACUGUGAAAAAGAAACCUCCAAAUUAGACACACGUGACUCGAUGGUGUAUGCUGAGAGAACCUGCCAUGAGAUUGCACAAGUAUCAAGACACAGCACAGCGAAGCUGACGUGGUCAGAGUGUAUGGAUUUCAGUGACACACAAACAUACGUUGUUAGGAACCUAGGAGGCUUAAAGAGAUUCUUCAAUCUAGGACUUAAUCUUCAGAUAGAGGAGGAAAAGGUCCUAUCGUGGCCUGCAGUUUCCAAAGACAUCACGAUGACUAAAUCCAGCCAAAAUGAAAAAGAAAAGAAAGGCGGGAAAGACAAACAGACUUCAGUCAAAUCAGGUUCCACUAAAGAGAAGUCCAAAGACAAAAAGAAGAAAUCGGCACCAGAGCUGGUCCAUGACGCCCCCAUCAGAAGACUCCUUGGCUCUGUCCACGUUCCCUUGCAAAGCCUGACCAGGAGAGGUCAAAGGGUUGAUGUUCUCUGUGACUUUGGUGUUCUGCAUACCGAGGAAGCUCCACAAACGCUUGAAAAGGCAAGUUAGAAAGAGG
This is a messenger RNA of Larimichthys crocea (large yellow croaker), 1663 nucleotides long. Its product is annotated as leucine-rich repeat-containing protein 43. The transcript has 10 exons. NCBI's taxonomy places the organism in Eukaryota, Metazoa, Chordata, Actinopteri, Sciaenidae. The record is from RefSeq and is a predicted model, not a curated record. Bases 88 to 1656 code for a protein of 522 amino acids. Gene Ontology annotation, cellular component: cytoplasm.